This is a messenger RNA of Photinus pyralis (common eastern firefly), 1576 nucleotides long. Its product is annotated as secernin-3. The transcript is spliced from 8 exons. Gene Ontology annotation, molecular function: cysteine-type exopeptidase activity; dipeptidase activity. Gene Ontology annotation, biological process: proteolysis. The record is from RefSeq and is a predicted model, not a curated record. Lineage: Eukaryota; Metazoa; Arthropoda; Insecta; Coleoptera; Lampyridae. The coding region runs from base 254 to 1429 and encodes 391 amino acids.
AUCGACACGAUCAGCAGACAUGAUUGACAAUCAGCUGAUUGCAGCUUGUGGUUAACGAACUGUCACUGUCAGGCAGAAAAACUGAGUUUUUCGACCGAAAAUCUAAUUGAGAGCGCACUAAAUUUGAUUUAGUCUCGUUCUUCGCCUCAUGCAUGCAGAGCAUUUUAAUUAUUGAAGCAAUAAUUAUUCAAUAAAGUGCUUUUAUUGUGAAAUAUAUUGAUACAAAUUCAAGAGCUGUUUUCUUUCACAGAAGAUGAGCAAUCCAGAUUCUUCCAAUGCCUUUGUUGUACUUCCACCUUUAUCCGAUCACGGAGUCAUAUUUGGCAAAAAUUCGGAUCGACCACAAGGCGAGGUUCAGGAGAUUGUCUAUUUUCCAAGUGACGAAUCUGCCCACACGAGAAAAUGCACAUAUGUGGAAGUGGAACUGAGUGGUCCAAGCAAGGCUGUAAUUUUAAGUAAACCAUAUUGGAUGUGGGGUGCCGAGAUGGGUGCUAACGAAUGCGGAGUUGUCAUUGGCAAUGUACCAGUGUUGACUAAUAAUUGCGAAGGUGACCAUGAUCCACAAGUUCAAAGACUGCUUGGGACUGAUUUGGUCAGAUUAGGUUUAGAAAGAAGCUCAUCCGCAUCAGAAGCUGUGGAUGUGAUUACACAGCUUUUGGAUCAAUAUGGUCAAGGAGGGUCUUGUUUUAAGGACACAAAUUUCUGCGCUCAUAAUUCAUUUUUAAUUGCCGAUUCUAAAUGUGCUUGGGUUUUGGAAACUAUUGGAAAACAUUGGGCUGCAGAACAAGUUACUAAAGGCUACAGGAAUAUAUCAAAUGUUUUAACAAUCACGACCAACAUAGAUAAGAAAUCGGAAGAACUUUUAGAAUACGCAAAGGCUAGUGGAUUCUGGGAUGGAAAUGGGGACUUCAAUUUUUCCGAAGCAUUCAAUAAGAAAGGCGCAUCAAGCGAAUGUUACGAAGCCGGCAAGAAACUCCUAGAAAAUGUCACAGCUUCUAAUAAUUUUAAGGAAACCGACAUGUUUAAAAUUUUACGCGACGAUCAGUCAGAAAUAUGUAAACCAUACGAUGCCAAGUUUCCUACGCAGUGUAGCCAGGUAUCCGUUUUGAGUUCGGAUAGGCCUAGUGUACAUUGGUUUACUGGUACACCACACGCUGUAAAAUCAGUCUUUAAACCGUUUGUAUUCACAAAGAAUCCCACGAUUUCGAAACAUACCCAGUGUCUGUCAGAAAAUGAACCACACACGUUACAUUCUCUGCAUUCCGAAGCUAUAAGAAAAGGAAGCCAAGUGCAAAAUUUACUGCGAAAAAUGGAAGAAGAGUGCGUAGAGGAAUUGAACACUAUAAUCAAUAGUUUGGGGGAAGAUUUAUCCGAACUUGAUGAGCUAUUUAAGGAUUGCGUGGAGACGGAGGUAAAAUUUUAUCGUUGAGGGAGUUAUUAUACAUUAAGUCUGCAAACACAUGACGUCUAUAUUGUGCACAACGAUUGAAUAAUUUAACGAUCUUCUUUGGCGAGUGCGAUUUUUAUGUGAUUUGCUUAAACUGCUUUGAAUUAAACUUGUAUGUGAUGUAUGUUA